This is a messenger RNA of Cariama cristata (Red-legged seriema), 3729 nucleotides long. RefSeq names its product leucine-rich repeats and immunoglobulin-like domains 3 (gene LRIG3). The transcript is spliced from 20 exons. Lineage: Eukaryota; Metazoa; Chordata; Aves; Cariamiformes; Cariamidae. The record is from RefSeq and is a predicted model, not a curated record. Bases 1 to 3243 code for a protein of 1080 amino acids. Gene Ontology annotation, molecular function: protein binding.
AUGUCCAUGGCAGUCAGACCUGUGUUUGGCGUGUUCACUACAGUACUGCAAGGCUACAGCAAACGUUUCUUAGGACUCUGUCUUAUGGUGUUGUCAACCAUUCGAGAGGAUAUACGGGAUUUAAGUCACAACAAAUUAUCUUCAAUCAAGACCAGUCUCUUGGAUCACCUUCAUAGUCUUCAGGAAGUGAAGUUGAACAACAAUGAACUUGAGAUCAUUCCAGAUCUGGGACCAGUCUCUGCGAAUAUAACUCUUCUGUCUUUGACCAGUAACAAGAUUGCCAACAUCUUGUCUGAACAUCUGAAGCCAUUUCAGAGUCUAGAAACUUUGGACUUGAGCAACAACAAUAUAUCAGAGCUAAAAGUAUCAUCGUUUCCAUCAUUACAGCUCAAGUAUCUGUACAUUAACAGUAACCGAAUAACCUCCAUGGAGCCUGGUACCUUUGACAAUUUGUCUACCACACUUCAAGUAUUGAAACUGAACAGGAACAAAAUUUCAGCAAUCCCUCAAAAGAUGUUUAAACUCUCACAUCUGCAGCACCUGGAGCUGAAUCGCAACAAAAUAAAAAAAAUAGAUGGGCUUACUUUCCAAGGACUUCCAGCUUUGAAAUCAUUAAAACUGCAGAGAAAUGGCGUUACCAGGCUCAUGGAUGGUGCUUUCUGGGGAUUGACCAACAUGGAAGUCUUGCAGCUGGACCAUAACAACUUAACAGAGGUAACCAAAGGCUGGCUUUAUGGCUUGCUGAUGCUGCAGCAACUCCAUCUCAGCCAAAAUGCCAUCAGCAGGAUCAGUCCUGAUGCCUGGGAAUUUUGCCAAAAACUCAGUGAGCUAGACUUGACAUUCAAUCACUUAGCAAGGUUAGAUGAUUCAAGCUUCCUUGGUUUAAGUGUGCUGGUUGGACUGUACAUUGGAAACAACAAAGUAAAUUACAUUGCUGAUUGCGCCUUCCGGGGACUUUCCAGUCUACAGACUUUGGAUCUGAAAAACAAUGAAAUAUCAUGGACUAUUGAAGACAUGAACGGUGCCUUCUCUGGCCUAGAUAAACUUAGGAAACUGAUACUCCAAGGAAACAGGAUUAGAUCCAUUACAAAGAAAGCAUUUUCUGGUUUGGAUGCACUUGAACACCUAGAUCUAAGUAACAAUGCAAUUAUGUCAGUUCAAGGAAAUGCAUUUUCACAAAUGAAGAAACUCAAAGAAUUGCACUUAAACACGUCGAGUCUCUUGUGUGACUGCCAGUUAAAAUGGCUACCACAGUGGAUGUCAGAGAACAACUUUCAGAGCUUUGUAAAUGCCAGUUGCGCCCAUCCUCAGCUGCUAAAAGGGAGAAGUAUUUUUGCUGUCAGCCUGGAUGGGUUUGUCUGUGAUGAUUUUCCUAAGCCACAGAUCACUGUCCAGCCAGAAACCCAGUCAGCAAUCAAAGGCUCCAAUUUGAGUUUUGUAUGCUCAGCAGCCAGCAGCAGUGAUUCCCCAAUGACUUUUGCAUGGAAGAAAGACAAUGAAUUACUGCAAGAUGCUGAAAUGGAGAAUUAUGCACACCUCCGGGCGCAAGGUGGUGAAGUGAUGGAGUACACUACCAUCCUUCGACUGCGUAAUGUUGAAUUCAGUAAUGAAGGGAAAUACCAGUGUGUUAUUUCAAAUCAUUUUGGCUCAUCCUACUCUGUCAAAGCCAAACUCACAGUAAACAUGCUACCUUCGUUUACAAAGAUCCCCAUGGACUUAACCAUUCGUGCUGGGGCAAUGGCACGUUUGGAAUGUGCUGCAGUUGGGCAUCCUGUCCCACAGAUUGCUUGGCAGAAAGAUGGUGGAACAGAUUUUCCUGCAGCACGCAAGAGGCGCAUGCAUGUCAUGCCUGAAGAUGAUGUAUUCUUUAUUGUCGAUGUAAAGAUCGAGGACACAGGCGUUUAUAGCUGUACAGCUCAAAACACUGCUGGAAGUAUUUCGGCUAACGCAACGUUAACAGUACUAGAAACACCAUCAUUUUUGCGGCCUUUGCUGGAUCGAACUGUAACAAAAGGUGAAACUGCAGUCUUGCAGUGUAUUGCUGGUGGUAGCCCUCCACCCCGACUGAACUGGACUAAGGAUGACAGCCCUCUCCUGGUAACGGAAAGACAUUUCUUUGCUGCAGGCAAUCAGUUACUAAUUAUUGUGGAUACAGAUGUAGAAGAUGCGGGGAAAUACACUUGUGAAAUGUCUAAUACGCUUGGAACGGAACGAGGCAACAUCCGUCUUAAUGUAAUUCCUACUCCCACCUGUGAUUCUCCUCAAAACAUUGCCCCAUCGCUUGAUGAUGACGGAUGGGCCACGGUUGGCAUUGUGAUCAUAGCUGUGGUUUGCUGUGUGGUGGGCACUUCCUUGGUGUGGGUGGUCAUCAUCUACCACACCCGAAGGAGAAAUGAAGAUUGCAGCAUCACAAAUACAGAUGAAACAAAUUUGCCUGCUGACAUUCCAAGUUACCUGUCAUCCCAGGGGACACUGGCUGAAAGGCAAGAUGGAUAUGGUUCGUCUGAAAAUGGCAGUCAUCAUCAGUUCCUCACAUCUUCCAUGGGAGGGUAUUUCUUGCAGCACAGAGACAGUAAUGGCAUUUGCCAUCUUGAUAACGGCAGUGAGACAGACUUGGAGGGUGUUGCAGAUCCAUUCCUCUGCCACUAUCUGGGGACUUCAGGGACUUUGUAUUUAAAAGGAAACACGUAUGGCUCAGAGGCCUUUGAAGCAUACAGUGCAAGUUGCAGCCCUGACCAAAGAACAGCAUGCCUGGACCCUUAUGAGUCUGGAUAUUUAAAGAAAAAGGAAUGCUAUCAAUAUUCACCUCCACUGGAAGAUCCCUUUGACCAGUGUGUUGGCAUGAUCGGGGUGCCAGCUACAAGCAGCAAGUUGAUUAACUCCAUUUAUACUCAAAAUGAAGGAACUGGACUAAAAAGCAGAAGUCUGAACUUGGACACAUUUGAUUUAAACAGAAGUCUGGAACCCUCGUCUAUUAUCAGUAACAGCACUUUCAUGGGAACAUUUGGAAAGCCAUUAUGGAGGCCUCAACUGGACUCUCUUUCAAGUUGUAGACAGCCAGCAAAUUGCCAACCAAAAACCUCCUGUAAUAGUCCUCAUGCCUCACUGGACUUCGAUGCAGAGGCAGACGAAGAUGGAAAGGAAAGGACAGUUUGUAGAGGAGCAAAUAGCGUUUAUACUUACAAACAGUCCUUUGAAAACUUUAGGACUUCUGCUUUCCAGUCCUGUGAUUUGGAUACAUAGCUCCUUUUGGACCUGCCUUUGAUUUCUGGAACCAAAGAAAUACUUUGACAUACAUACUACUACCUCAGUGUGGAAUUUUAUUUAAAAAGGAAGUAAGGAAAGGAAGAAGGGAAGAAAGCAACGACGUGAUGCUAUGAAUUCAGAACGAAUAAAUGCAUUUUUAUUCAAAUAAAGCAUAAUUGCCAAAAUGCUCUACGUUUUUAUACAGAGAAAACAUUCCUUAUAAAAAUACUAUAUUUCUAAUUAUUUUAUAGCUUUGUUUUAUGCAAAUAAUAUCUUUUGUAAAUUAAUGGUGUAAAUAAUACAGCAUAUGUAUUUCUAUGUCAGACUUCAUUUUAUUGAAAUGAGUAGUAAGCAUUCUAAUUUUGUACUGUUACUUGUACUUUUUUACAAAUGGAAACUCCAUGCUGUUUGCAGGUAUCAUGCAUCUUAUUUGCACAUUACUUGUAAUAAAAUAUGCUGCCGUGUGGUCUCUGACCCACAUUA